Electrophorus electricus (electric eel) is the source of this 9814-nucleotide messenger RNA. RefSeq names its product plexin b1b (gene plxnb1b). Lineage: Eukaryota; Metazoa; Chordata; Actinopteri; Gymnotiformes; Gymnotidae. Gene Ontology annotation, molecular function: semaphorin receptor activity; protein binding. Gene Ontology annotation, biological process: positive regulation of axonogenesis; regulation of cell shape; axon extension. The record is from RefSeq and is a predicted model, not a curated record. Gene Ontology annotation, cellular component: plasma membrane; semaphorin receptor complex.
GACCAAACCCCUUUAAGAGCAUGGAGAGCAAGCCUUCGGAGGUACUCUGCCCUACGAAACCUAUUCAGUCGCACCACUGUUUCGCCGGGUCCAUGUGAUAAGAGAACUAGUGUGCUACGCAGAACGAACGAAAAAGAAAAGCCAAUUUAACCCUAUUAAAAAUAUUUUUUUUAGUCAAAUAAGUUGCAAAUUCGAGAAUAUAAGUUGGAUUUUUCUUUCAGAAACAGACCAAGUGUGGAAGAUUAUAACUUACUUCAGCUGAGCUUUUCCACAAUGGAAUUUGUGUCCCGGUAACCCCUUGGAACGUUUGCGAUAUUUCCCGGAUUUUGAGGCUUUCCGACGCUUGCAAAUUGGAUAAGCUGACCAUCUACACACAAGAGCAAUCAUUCGAUUCUUGCGACUGGUUUACUUUGGAAGUGAUAGCAAGGAAAAUCUGCAAACUGUGCGAUUUGUCCUGUCUGCGCUCGAGAUAAUUCAAGAUUCGCUGGGAUUCCUACUUUAGAGGUCACCUGUUUGUGAUUAUACGACAUCUGAAAGUUAACCUGGGAGCAACUGGGGAAAGAAAUGGAAAGUCAGGUGCUUUGGGAUCACCAAAGCCAGAACAUCUGCACUCCAGCUCUGUAGCCCUUUCCAGCCAUUGGAGGGAAUUCCCAAAAUUCAUGAACUGCAAAGCUACCACCCACACCCAAAGAAACUAACUACCUACAGGUCGAGUCCAUAGCGAUGUGUGGUUGAGUGAGAGAUUGUGCAUGUGCGUGGGUGUGGGUGUGGGACCCAGCAGCUGAUCUCUCAGGAGGGGACAUGCCCCUUUAACACACAAUUACCCAACAAAUGAAUUGUUGCUAUGCCACCCGGGAUGGUGCGUGUGUUGUUUGCUCUUCUCCCAGUCUUGCUCUGCUGUGCGCUCACCCAGAGCUCCACCCCCUCCGCCCGAUACCCGGUGUUUGUGCGGAACGACACGCUCUUCGAGCACCUGGCCCUGCACCCUGACCCAGCAGUAGGGUGUGUCUACUUGGGGGCACGUGACCAUCUCUUCCAGCUCUCCCCGACCCUGCAACUGGAGGAGGAGGCGGAGAUGGGGCCUGUGACGGACAGCCGCGACUGCCUGCCCCCCAUCAGCGAGACCAGCUGCCCCCAGGCACGCCUCACUAGCAACCACAACAAGCUCCUGCUGGUGGACCCCUACAGCGGGGAGCUGAUCAGCUGCGGUAGCGUGCACCAGGGUACAUGUCAGAAGCGCAGCCUGAAGGACGUAGGCACUGUGCUCUUCGCCCCCGAGCGGCCCGUCGACACGCAGUACGUGGCCGCCAACGACCCAGACGUGUCCACCGUGGGACUGGUGGUGCAGGCGGGAGUCGGCCACAAGUCACUGCUGUUCGUAGGCCGUGGCUACACCAGCAGCCAGCCGCCAAUCUCCACCCGCAACCUAGCCAGCGAACCUGUCUUCUCGUACGAGGAGACGGCCAAGCUGGCGGUGGCCGGGCGCCUGUCGGAGUAUGACCACCACUUUGUGGGGGCCUUUGCGCGCCGCUCGCAUGUCUACUUCCUAUUCUACCGCCGCGACCUGAAGUCGUCGGCAAGGGAGUACCGCACGUAUGCCUCGCGUAUCUGCCUGGAGGACGCGGCGUACUACUCCUACGUGGAGGUGCCGCUCAGCUGCCAGUCGGCAGCGGGGAAAAAGUACAACCUCUUGCAGGCAGCGCGAGUGGGCCUGGGCCAGCCCGGGCUGGAGGGCAGCCAGGCAGGUGAGGACAUUCUGCUGGGUGUGUUCUCGGCCACGUCCAGUAAGCCCAGUGAGGAGUCGGCUCUCUGCGUGUACUCCCUGCAGGAUAUCGACGCACGCAUCGACGCCACCCGCGACCACUGCUACACGAAGGUGGGCCGGGCUGACGGGCAGGAGGCGGCCUACAUUGAGUAUGAUGUCAAAUCAAUCUGCGCCAAUCUGCCAGAGAACACCCUGGAUGCCUACCCAUGUGGUUCUGACCAUACCCCCAGCCCAAUGGCAAGUCGGGUGCCUGUGGAGGCAGAGCCAAUACUGGACAGCCCAUCCACUCGUCUUACUGCAGUUGCUGUUAGCAUGAGGGCAGGGCACACCAUCGCCUUCCUCGGAGACUCCAACGGCAAUUUACAUAAGGUGUUUUUGGGGCCAAAUGGUGAGGUGGAGGAGUAUGCCAUUAUUCCCAUCCAGCCUAAAAUACCAAUCAGCAGUGAGCUGAUGCUCGACCAAUCAGAGGAGCAUCUGUACAUCAUGUCCAGCACCAUGCUAGAGAAAAGGCCUGUUGCAGAGUGUUAUAUGCACGUAGACUGUCAGUCAUGUCUCUCAGCUCAUGAUCCUUACUGCGGCUGGUGUGUGCUGGAGGGGAGGUGUGGGCAGCGUGAGGAGUGUGUGCACGGUGAGGAGGCUGAUCAUUGGCUGUGGAGUUUCGACAUGGAGCAACAAUGUCUGAGUGUCCACACCCUCACACCAUCCAACAUCAGCAGAGAGGAGAGCAGGCCGAUCGCUCUGUCUAUCCCAGCUCUCCCAAAGCUCAAGGACGGGGAAUCCUACUCCUGUUUCUUCCAGGACAGUUACUCUCCAGCCACCGUCACUGACUCUGGGAUCACCUGCCCCUCCCCACAGCCCCAGAGAGUACCCAAUGUGCUUGGUGGCCAAGAUUUUAUAACAGUCACUCUGUCCUUACGGUUUGGUGAUGUCAUUGUGACCUCUCGGGAAUUCACCUUCUAUGACUGCACAGUUGUCAAACAGCUCUCAGGGAGUAUGCCGUGUCGCGGCUGCGUGUCCAGUCGAUGGGGUUGUAACUGGUGUGUACAUCAGCACAUGUGCACCCACAAAGCAGUGUGUGAGCAAGGUGUCAUCAUUUACAAUGAAAAUUUUAAAGUCCCCCCAGCCUCCCCUGCUCCAACUACACCAGCAAAUGUCCCCCCAGCCUCCCCUCCUCCAACUACACCAGCAAAUGUCCCCCCACCCUCCCCUCCUGCAACUACACCAGCAAAAGGUUCCACAGUCAGCCCAGCCCUGACACACGCGCUCCCCACAACCACCAUGCCCACUGAACCUCCUCCUACGACCACUACACCCACCACAACUGCCACUCCAACCACUCAACCCCCAACUACAAGUGCCAGAACUGCUACCCCAGAACUACCCACUACUGCUGCACCGGUCCCCGUGCCAACACCGAGUACAUUACCCACAACUCCACAGGCGCCCACUGGCACUACCACCCGGCUAGUGCCAACCGCAGAAGCCCCGACGACGGUCACCCCCCAUACGAACCCGACGUUACCCCUCCUGAGCGAAGCCGACUCUAAGAUCCGCCCGCCCAAAGGCCUUCCGCCCGCGGAAGAGGAGAUGCUGAGCCAGACGGAGAGUGUCGUGAUCACCAGUGCGCGCACCCAGUCAUCGCAUGUCACAUGGGCAGCCGAGGAAAAGGGCCUGGCGACGCCGCCCACGCCCACUGGGCCUUCUAGUGAGCUGCCACCCUCCGUGGAAAUCUCUCCGCUGGUGGAACCGCCCACUGCUACUCCAGAACUUCCCAGCAACCCCCAGAUCGUCGAGGAGCUGCCCCCGUCGCUGGUCAAGCCCCCUACCGAAACCCAAACGGCAGCACGACAGGAGCUCUCCGAGACCGCAGCCACGGACGCGGAGUCGGACGGCGUCUCUCGCAUGGCACCGACGGAGUCUCCCGCCCUGCCCCCUGACCUUCACGCUCGUCUGGAGGACACGGCCGUCCACAAUGGGACGCAGGUUCCCCGCCUCCCCCAGGAGGUGCUGGAGGUGAAGGACGUGGUCACGGCCGACAAUGACACCACGGCUUUCUCGGCAGCGACGGUACUGUCUGGGGAUGGGGACUUGGACCAUGCCUCACCUGCUUACCCUCGUCUCCUGGACACAGACUCGGAGCUAGACUACCAGUACGACAUGGCGGACUCUUAUCUAGCGCAGGCUGACGAGGGCUCGUUGCUGAGUUGGGGAGCGUCAGCGUGUCCGUGUGUAGAGAAGGUUCAGGGUUCCCCGCUGCUGCCUGUGCAGACCAAGAGGAAGAUCACCCUGUUGGCCCGAAAUCUUCACCUCUACCAGGACCAAGACCUGGAGUACGAGUGUGUACUGGUGAUCGAGGGACGGACCGUGGUGGUGGAUGCUUACGUAGAGAAGGAUGAGAUGAACCCCUCCCUCUUUGACAUCACCUGUCAGCAUCAUCAGUACUCCUACUCGGGCCUGGUGGAGGAGUAUAAUGCCAUGGUGUACGUGAAGAGGAGGGACACCUUCCAUGUGGACAGUGCUAAUGACCUCUAUGUGACGCUGUAUAACUGUUCGGUGGGGCGUUCCGACUGCAGCCGUUGCCACACGGCGGACCUGAAGUACUCCUGCGUGUGGUGUGAGGGGCCAGCUCGCUCUAGCUGCGUGUUCCACGGCUCCUGCUCCCACAACGUGCGGCCCACGUGCCCCGCCCCGCUGAUACACUCGGUGGAGCCGCUGUCGGGACUGGUGGAGGGAGGCACCACCCUCACCAUCUCUGGCUCUAACCUGGGCCAGAAGGCCCAGGAUGUCCUGCAGUCGGUCACUGUGGCUGGAGUUUCCUGUGCUGUGGACCCACACCUGUAUGAGAUCUCGUCCAGAAUCGUGUGCAUUACGGGGCCGAGCGACACAGAGAGGACAGGACAUGUCUUGGUCAAAGUAUCCAGCGUGGGGAGUGGCAUGUCCAGCCAAAAAUUCACCUACCAGAGCCCAGUGCUGGAGGACAUCAGGCCUCGGAGGGGCCCGCGGGCCGGUGGAACCGCCCUCACCAUCACGGGCCUGAGGCUGCUGACAGGCCGAGCUGGCAACAUCAGCGUGUGGCUGGGGGAUGUGCCCUGCGCCAUUGUAUCGGAAGUGCAGGAGGGCAGGAUUGAAUGUGUGACAGGAGCCAGCAACAAGACAGGAGAGCACCAAGUAACCGUGCGCUAUGGCAAAAGCGAGCGGCAUCUCAACGGCAGUGGCUUCCUCUACACCCCAGACCCGAACAUCACACAUGCCAUGCCCUCCAAAAGCUUCAUCAGUGGCGGUCGCGUCAUCCACGUUUCGGGCCACAACCUGGACGUGGUCCAGGAGCCACGCAUGCAGGUGACUGUGUACCUGCUGGACUCCACCCGCAGCAGGAGGCAUGCAAGCAGACGGAGCAGGAGGAACGCAGGGAGUGUCAUAAAUGCCGAAGUCGAGCAAGAGUUACUGUGGAGACACAGGCGGAUUCUUCCAGAACCAGACUGCCUGGAAGACACCUUGUGUUCUGUCAAGCACUUUGAGGAGCGGUGCGAGGUGAACACCACCUCGCUGCUGCUGUGUCGGACCCCCGCCGUGAGCUCACAGGUGAUUGGUGCCGUCACGCGGGUGAAGUUUCUCCUGGACAAUUUGCACAUUCACUUUAACACCGUCAGCCAAUCACCUUUCACCUAUGAGCCUAACCCCACCCUCCACCCCCUCAACUAUCGUGACCCUUCUGCUAUUCACCAGCCCUUCCGCUACAAACCAGGAUCGGUCAUAUCUGUGGAGGGGGAGAAUUUGGACUUGGCCAUUUUUAAAGAGGAAGUGGUAGCUCUCAUCGGUGAGGGAGUGUGUGUUGUUAAAACUCUGACCCGGAACCACCUGUACUGCGAGCCGCCCCCCCAGCAGCCUGCCCCGCCCCCCAGCAACGGGCGCAAGCGUGAUGGAGCCGACGCCCUCCCAGACUUCACAGUGCAGAUGGGCAGUCUGAACUUCUCUCUGGGCAGAGUGCAGUACGACACCCUCAGUCAGUCCACCUUCCCCAUGGAGGCUCAGAUAGGGGUGGGAGCAGUGGCCUCACUCGUCGUCCUCAUCGUAGUGAUCAUCGUGCUUAUAUACAGGAGGAAGAGCAAGCAGGCACUGAGGGAUUAUAAGAAGGUUCAGAUUCAGCUGGAGAAUCUGGAGACUAGUGUGAGAGACCGCUGCAAGAAAGAAUUCACAGACCUGAUGACUGAAAUGAUGGACAUGACAAGUGAUCUGGUGGGAUCAGGGAUUCCGUUCCUGGAUUAUAAAAUGUAUGCGGAGCGCAUCUUUUUCCCGGGCCACCGGGAGUCGCCGCUGCGCAGGGACCUGGACGUGCAAGACUGCCGGAGGGCCACGGUGGAGCAGGGCCUUGUGCAGCUCUCCAACCUGCUCAACAGCAAACUCUUCCUCACCAAGUUCAUUCACACACUGGAGAGCCAGAGGACAUUUUCGCCCAGGGACCGCGCCUAUGUAGCCUCUCUGCUCACCGUAGCCCUGCACGGCAAGCUGGAGUACUUUACGGACAUUCUGAAGACCCUGCUCAACGACCUGGUGGAGCAGUAUGUCGCCAAGAACCCAAAACUCAUGCUACGCAGAACUGAGACAGUGGUUGAAAAGCUACUGACCAAUUGGAUGUCUAUAUGUCUCUAUGCUUUCCUGAGGGACUCUGCUGGGGAGAGCCUGUAUAUGCUCUUCAGGGCCAUAAAGCACCAGGUGGAUAAAGGGCCUGUGGAUGCAGUAACGGGCAAAGCCAAAUACACCCUCAAUGACAACCGGCUGCUGAGAGAAGACCUGGAGUACCGCACACUGACUCUGAAUGUGCAGCUGCAGGGAGCAGCAGUGACUGAAACCCAGCCGCUAGCUGCCAAAGUCCUGGACUGUGACACCAUAACCCAGGUCAAAGAGAAGAUUCUAGAGCAGGUCUAUAAGGGAACUUCAUACUCCCAUAGGCCACACACAGACUCACUAGACCUUGAAUGGCGGUCUGGUGUGGCAGGUCACCUGAUUCUCUCAGAUGAAGAUCUGACAUCUAUAGUGCAGGGCAACUGGAAGCGCCUCAACACACUUCAGCACUACAAGGUCCCCGAUGGAGCCACAGUAGCACUGGUGCCACGCAACAGCAAACACAUCCACCAUGACAACCAUGACUAUGUGGCGGGAGAGAAGACGCCCAUGCUGGAGGAUGCAGAUGAGGGUGGGGUCAGACUCUGGCACCUGGUCAAGGCCAGCGAGGAGCCGGAGUUGCCCAAACACAGACGGGGCAGUCUCAGGGAUAGAGAGCGGGCCAAGGCUAUCCCUGAGAUCUACCUCACACGGCUGCUCUCUGUGAAGGGUACCUUGCAGAAGUUUGUGGAUGAUCUGUUCAUGGUGAUUUUGAGCACGAGUCGGCCAGUUCCUCUCGCUGUAAAAUACUUCUUUGACCUCCUGGAUGAUCAAGCCACUCUCCAUGGCAUCUUGGACGCGGAGACCAUCCACAUCUGGAAGACCAACAGUCUGCCCCUUCGGUUCUGGAUCAACAUAGUGAAAAAUCCCCAGUUCAUCUUUGAUGUGCAGGCAUCAGACAACGUGGAUGCUGUCCUGUCUGUCAUCGCCCAGACCUUCAUGGACUCCUGCACCAUUGCCGAGCACAAACUGGGCAGGGACUCCCCUAUAAACAAGCUUCUGUAUGCCAGAGACAUUCCUCGUUAUAAGCAGAUGGUGGAGAAGUACUAUGCUGACAUCAGACAGACCAUCUCAGCUAGUGAUCAGGAGAUGAACUCUGCCUUAGCUGAGCUCUCCAGGAAUUACUCUGGGGAGCUGAAUUACUUAGUGGCCCUGCAUGAGCUGUACAAGUACAUCAACAAAUACUAUGACCAGAUCAUCACUGCCUUAGAAGAGGACACCACCGCUCAGAAGAUGCAGCUUGGUUAUCGCCUGCAGCAGAUCGCGGCUGCUGUGGAGAACAAAGUGACUGACUUGUAACUGAGAGAUCAUGGACGGAUGAUGGAGAAAGAGCUAGGGAUAGAAGGGAGGGGUGAGGAAGGGAAAGGGCGAAAGUAAAGGGCACGUUGGGGAAUGGCCUAAGUGAUGCAAGGUUUGCUAAAAGUAGGGAAAGGGUUAUAUAGGAGAAAGAAAUAAGAACUGCCUCCAUUUCUGUGUGGACAUAAAUGGCGAGGCACACUGUCACUUUGGAAAUUUAAGACACAAUGUGUUAAGUGACUAUUUACAAGGUCCCUGACUUUAUCUGUUAGAAGAGAUUAGUGAAGUUGACUGCUCACAGAGACCCAGCAUCCAUCUCAGAAACAUCUAAAGAGGUCUGCUGUGAGAAACUGCUCCGCUGGGGUCCACUGGAAGAGUGCAAGAUCCCGGGAUUUGCAUCCUGAAGGACACGUACAAGCAUAAUGGACGUGUGUGAAGUCACGGCAGGAGGAGCAGCAGAAUGCAUGAACACUUAUGUGUCCUCCACCUGCAGCAGAGUGCAUCUGAACACUUAUCCGGUGGAAUUCGGGAGCGACUGUAGUAUUCGCCAUUCGAGCCCACGUCAUGGACUUCUCGGCCGAGUUCCAUUUCCCUUCCUCUCGUGUUGCAGAGUCACUGGGACUCUGGUCCAAAUAGACAUUAUCUGAGUAGGACAGUGACACACAGUCAUGCUGCUGAAGCAGAAAGCAGCAGGGCUAUGAAAAGCAUGGUCAAAACAUACAUGGGACUUUUGCGCUUUCCUGUUUUUCUCUACCUCUUCGUUGUUCUCCUCUUUCUGGUUACAUGCUUCCUUCUAUGUGUCCGCGUGUGAUUUUAUUCCUAGUCCUUGUCUAGCAAUACACAGACUACUCAUCUGUACAGUCAUAACUGUGUUUGUACUAAAAUAAGGAAAGUGUGUUGGGCAUUGGCCAAAUGUCAUUUUUGUUUUUCCUGUCUAUAGUCACAGGCAGGAAGUGAAAGAGAAAUUUAAUUGUAUAAUUAGCUCAAUGUAGGGCAUACUCCUUUUAGGUUAUUUAUUUGAUAUUACCAUAUGUAUCUUUUGGCCUUUUCUUCUGCAACUGCCUCUCACACAUCUGUCUGUCAGUGAACAGGAGCUCUGACUUUCAAAUAUAAAACUUCACUCCAUGGGCCUUCCAGGCAACAACAUUCAGUGAACUGCGGCAGUUCUCAGAAACAUCUCUGCCCUAGCAGUAGAACAUUUUUAAACACUUUGUUCUGUUGAGGUACCAAGGGUGCGUUCUCUUCUACAUAUGGCAAUACAGAGAUGGCUGGAUAUUUGACACCUUUCAAUUAAUUAAUUCUAGGUUUUUUGUUUUGUUUUGUUUUUUUAGUAACAGUCACUGGAAAGAUGCUGUAAAGAACCAAUGAACCCAAGUGAAAUAAUGACAAAUGUGUUCUGUAUUUGGACAUAGUUCAAAACUAUGUUCUAACAUCCCUUUUAUGCUUAUGGGAGAAACGGAUCUUGUGGGAUUGGCUAGCGUUUUAAACGUGGGUUGGGUAGUAUUUGAAACGUCUUAUGUGGAGAUGUUAAUUUCACGCUGUACUGUCGUUCUCUUUCUGCCGUUCUUUAGAUGAACACUAGAUGGCAAAUCUUCAGUUCAGAGACCGAUUUUUGACUGUCUUCAGAAUAUCAUUGUAAAGAAGUGAAGGCCUAUCUGAAGGUGUCUAGUAGUUCAUACAGAAAGCCAAUUAUGCAUUAUAGAAAGGGAGAAAAGCGGUCAAUUUCAAAAGAGGCUAAGAUGUACGGAAGCAGCGACUGAGACAACUGGUGCGUUAGAUAAAUGGAACACAUGCAACGCUUGUUGUGAACCAAUAUAACUAAGUAUGAUGCAAAUUUGUGCAAAAAUAAUCAAAAGGAAGUAAGCUGUAACUAUUAUUAGGUUGUAUAAAUUCUUGUGUAGAGUAGAGCAGGCUCAACCCUAAACAUUUCACGGUUUUGUUUUUAUAUAAUUUGUUUACCAGGAAUAAUGAUCGUCUCCCACCACUAGCUUAUUACCAACUGUGUGAACAUUUUUACAAAUGAUGAGAGGUAAUAAAUCUAACUGACUGUGCAUUUGUGAUUUCAACUAAUUAAAUGGUGCGUCUAAUGUU